Molecule: messenger RNA, 1298 nt
Organism: Vollenhovia emeryi
Lineage: Eukaryota; Metazoa; Arthropoda; Insecta; Hymenoptera; Formicidae
Exons: 4
Coding region: 90-704 (204 amino acids)
Source: RefSeq, a predicted model, not a curated record
UGGGUAAAAGUAUCGUUUCUUUCUCUGCAGUAUGCGCCGCUGAAUCUCUACGUGCGACUCGCGCGUGCCGUCUCUCGAACCUCGAGCGCAUGGUAAACAUGUCACCGGUACGAGAAAGUCUGCGCGAUUCCAGCAGCGAGUCCGGCUCGGAGUCCGACAAUGCUUCCGCGUCCUUGAGAUCGAGCCGCAGCGGUAGCCGGGCGUCGCAGGCCCCGGUGCAGACGUCAAGCAACGCCAGCGGCAGACGCGUCUCGAGGUCAGCCAGCCAGAGCCCGGUCGAAAUGGAUGUGGACGUGCCACUGGUACCGGAGGUGGUACAUGAUACGAUUACUCUAGAAGACACUGGCUCUCGCGGUUCCUCGCAGCCUGAACUGACGAGCCAAGAGUUGUAUGCUCUAUUACAAGCUUUAUGGCGUGACAACGAGCUUGUCAAAUUCAGUGAUCUUAUUCCAAAGACGAUGUACACAAAAAGGGAUGCUGCUACUGCUUUCGCGAUACUUCUUGAAAUCGUCACUGGUGCGGACUCUGCCACCCAAGGGCGACAGUUCCGCUUCCGAUGCAAUGCCUCUGUGGGUGGUUCCGGGGGCGUCCCGUCUAUAGUGCGGAGGAAGGACCAUAGAGAGGGGUUUUUAGCCUGGUAUCUCCGCUUAUCGGACGAGUCCGGCAUAUCCACAGGGUCCGGCUGCCCUGUGUUAAAUGCAUAAAGCAUUUUCCCCUACUCUCGGAGGAAAAAAAAGGGCGACAGUCCCAGCACCCACCAGUGUAGCACGUGUAGACUCUUUCCCGGAAGAAAGCUCAGUCUUCCCGGGAAACAAUCACAACACCAGCUUGUUUUGAGAAAACGUCACUGGUGCGGACUCUGUCACCCAAGGGCGACUGUCCCAGCACCCAUCAGUGUAGCACGUGUAGACUUUCCCGGAAUUCGUAAAGAAUGCAGUGUCGGAUAUGCACCUUAUCUGUUGCCAUUUUCGACUGUACUGAACUGAAUACUUUUGAAGGUUACGUUGGGCCUUUCACCAAACUAUAUGUUCUUUUUAAUAGUUAUAUGUCAACAUUGUAUAAACACAAAAGAGCGGGAAAAUCUAUUCAAUUUAAAAUUGAUUUCAUAACUGCUUAAGAUAAUUUGGAUUAUUCAUUUGUACACCUAACAAAAUUUUUAUUUUCACAACCCCUCGGUCUAGACGUCCUGAAAUGGCGUGACAAGCAAUUCUUAUGUCUUAAAUCAUUCAGUAUCAUAGUUAGGAAAUCAAUGAAAUUUUGAAUCCGGCUAACUUCUAUUUAAUAAAUAUUUAAUUAAA